AAUUCUUUCAUUUCUUCAAUCUUCCCCUUUUUUUUUUUUUUGGCUAAGACUUUGUACAUACACCACAUCUAUUUCCUCUCCUAAUAUUUUUGUCUUCUAUUUGUUCGUCACAACAUAAAAGCAAUUUAAUUUCCACACCCGUUUUAGUAGCACAGAGAAAUUGAUACCAUGGGGAGGAACACUGAAGAAGAGAAUCCCACACAUGAAUCCAAGGCCAUGACUGAAGGUCAGUGCAAGAAAUCACUUUUCGCUUCCAUUCACAAACCGGCCGCGGAAGAAAGCAGACCAAGAAGUAUGGUUGUUAAGAAAGCGCAAACCGUUAUUCCUGCGCACAUCAUAGCCGAAGCAAUAUCAACACUGCAUGAUGAUGGCCUUGGCCUAAGAUGGUCAGGUCCAAUUACACCAACAGAAAUGGAAUAUGUUGAGCAGUAUGUCCUGGCAAAGUAUCCACAAUAUGCAGGACUUGUUGAAGGAGAGAAAUUCGACCUCUCGAGUAUUUGCAUCAACGACGAGUCAACUGAUCCCGCUCCUGAUGACAAGAGGAAAUCUCCGAGAGGAGCUUCAAGAGAGCCCUCCACACCCUCCUCCGGAGGUAACCUUCCUGAGCUAGACAGGACACAAUUAGAACCGUCUAGGCUGCUUGAUAUCCUGACGACAAAAUCCUCGUUUCCCGGUAGUUUCAUCUCGAUCCCAGAGAUCCAGGCCCGAAACAAGGUCUUAAAGCACUGCUGCUUGCCUGACAACGAAUACCUCGUCCUCUUCACUCCGAACUACACUGAUUCCAUGAAGUUGGUCGGAGAAAGCUAUCCGUUUUUUAAGGGAAAUACUUACAUGACCAUAAUUGGAGAGGAAGAAGAUUGCAUAAGGGAAUAUGCUAGUUUCAAGGAAGCAAGAGUGAUUCCGGCACCGGAGACUUGGUUGGACUUGAGGAUCAAAGGCUCACAGCUUAGUCAGUAUUUCAGGAAGAAAAGCAAGCACAAGCAAAAGGGUUUGUUCUCUUACCCUGCAGUUGUAAAUGGGACUCACUAUUCACUGCAUUGGGUCUCAGAAGCCCACAGGAAUUCAUGGCAUGUUCUUCUCGAUGCCACUGAACUUGUUAUUGGCAAGGACAACUUGAAUCUUGUGCUACAUAGGCCCGAUUUUGUGUUGUGCAGCCUCGACAAUACGCACGCCAAUCCCUCGACAAUAACUUGCCUCUUGGUGAGGAAGAAGUCCUUUGAAACUACUACAAUGGCUUCUUCUCAGGUCAAUGAAUGAGUGGUGUUUUGAAAUUUCAUUGUAGAAUAUGUUUUUUAACUGGCAUGAAGCAACACUUAUUUCAUCCGUUACUUGCGGAGUAAAAUGCUAUUGUUUUUCAUCACUAAUGCCUGAUAGCGUGCCUUUAGUCCAAUCACACACAGAUCAUGGUAAGUUGGUGUGAAAUUGGGCUAAAGACAUGCAACGGUUGAUUCUAUUACUGGUGCGUAGCAUUUUUAUUUUCGCUAUCAAUUCUAGGUUGUGAUCAAACGGGCAAUAAGAGAUUUCAAGUUUUUACUAA
Messenger RNA from Morus notabilis, 1537 nucleotides. RefSeq lists its product as uncharacterized. Lineage: Eukaryota; Viridiplantae; Streptophyta; Magnoliopsida; Rosales; Moraceae. The record is from RefSeq and is a predicted model, not a curated record. Bases 169 to 1257 code for a protein of 362 amino acids. The transcript is spliced from 3 exons.